AUGCCAUUCAAACGGCCGAGGCCGAAUCCCACUCAAGGAGGUCCUAAUUCCGAGUCUUCGUCCUCCCGACCACUCCCCGCAAAGCAGACGAAGACAUCGACUGCGAAGGGGUUGCCCGACAUGAAGAUCUACAUAGUGCAGGCAAAGCUCGAUGCAGAGAGCAUCGCUACUCUAACAGGCCUGGCAGAACGCCAUUCUGGAGUCUGUAGGAAUGCUGAGGACGCCGAGGUCCUCAUCACGGCUGUGUCGAUGCGUCGACGCUUGGAGAGGCAUGUCCCAUGGGAGAUAGCGAGAACAAAAGCAGUUGUCACUCCGCAAUGGCUUCGCGACUCCAUCGAACACGGCGUACCCCUCCCGUGUGACGACUACGUUGCCAUCGGAGAUCUUCAUGAGACGACGGUACAGCACUGCCCGGAUUGCAACUGCAAACCAUGCGGGUGCUCAGACGACUCCCCUUCCCCAACGCCGCCCACUUCGCCUCGUCCUCGUACCGCAGAGCUCUCAUCCUCUCCCACCUCCCCAUCUGCUGCAUCAGUCCCUGAACCGGCGGAACGAUCCACUCUGGACUACACCUCGCGCUACGCAUGCCAGCGUCCGUCACCACUCGUCUGUGUAAACCAGAGUCUAGUCCGCGAGCUGGAUACCAUUCGACAUAGUAGAUGGUUGGAAGGGGAAGAUCGGAGCGCGCUGAGCUACGAGCGAGCCGCGUCCGUCAUCAAAGCAUACCCGCACAAGAUCCGGUCCCUCGCGCAAGUUGUGAAGUUGCCGUUCAUCGGCACAAAGAUCGGAGGACUGAUUGAGCAGUACCUCAAUACGGGCACGAUAUUAGAAGCAGAGACCAUCAAGGGGUCCGAGCGCUUCCAAACCCUCUCGUUGUUCGCGUCCAUCUAUGGCAUCGGGCCGUCGACUGCACGCCGUCUGUACCACCUCAAUCUCCGCACGCUCGAAGACCUUGAGAUUUACUACGGAGUAGAGCGCGAUGACGUUGGACGGCAGGGCCAGAUCGUGGAGGUGGAAGAAAAGCCCCAGCACCCGAGAUGGAUGCGCGGGCAGCGCGCAGCAGACGACGGGUUGGGCGAUAGCUGGAUACGGGUCGCGCUCGGGCUGCGGGAAGAUUUGGCGAAGAGGAUACCACGCGCGGAGGUAGAGGAAAUGGGUCGUGUUGUGAUCACAGAACUCAACAACCUCGAGCCGGGGUGUGUCUCGACAAUCGUCGGAGGAUAUCGACGCGGGAAGCGGGAGAGCAACGAUGUGGACAUAGUCUUUACGCAUCCCGACGCGUCGAAGGUGAAGGGACUGUGCAAGUCGUUAGUGCGACGGCUUCACGAACGUGUCUCGCUUCUCACCUCGUUUACAGACCUCUCCGGCUUCCACACACACGACCCGCUGCGCCUGCACCAUUGGGACAACUUAGAGAAGGCACUCACCGUGUUCAUCCUUCCUCCGACGUCGCCUUUCUACGACGGCACGCGACGGCGGCUCGACCUCAUCUUCGCCUUGCCUGAGGUUUACUGGACAGCUGUGAUCGGGUGGACAGGGUCCAUCAUGUUUCAGCGGGAUAUCCGGCAGUGGGCAAAGGACAAGCUGGGGAUGAAGUUCGACAGUUCUGGAAUCACGCGGCGGUACGAUUCCAAGGAAUUCUACCCCAAGACGGAGAAGGAAGUGUUUGAACUAUUAGGCCUGCAAUGGGUAGAUCCGACGUGGCGAAAUGCAGACUUGUAA
Molecule: messenger RNA, 1722 nt
Organism: Dichomitus squalens LYAD-421 SS1
Lineage: Eukaryota; Fungi; Basidiomycota; Agaricomycetes; Polyporales; Polyporaceae
Product: Nucleotidyltransferase
Exons: 11
Coding region: 1-1722 (573 amino acids)
Biological process (GO): double-strand break repair via nonhomologous end joining
Cellular component (GO): nucleus
Molecular function (GO): DNA binding; DNA-directed DNA polymerase activity
Source: RefSeq, a predicted model, not a curated record